Molecule: messenger RNA, 1209 nt
Organism: Hyaloperonospora brassicae
Lineage: Eukaryota; Oomycota; Peronosporomycetes; Peronosporales; Peronosporaceae
Source: the annotation of a GenBank genome assembly
AUGACGGGGGCGUCGUCCACUCGCUCGUCCGCCGUGAGCGGACGCUUCGUGCUGCCGGACGUGGUCCUGCGUAAAGUGAUUAAGAAGCCGAUUUUCGAGAACUUUGACGAGUCGGCGUACCGUGUCAAGCCCCCGCCGCAGAUGUUGCGCUUUAUUGACGGCUUACGGUACCAUAAACCCACGCCCGAAGAGAAUGAAAAGCUGAAUCUCAGCAGUGCAACAGAACGGAUUUACCUGCACGUUUUAAACGACAUUUUGAUGAUGUGUGGGGCACGAAAAGGCGCGCGCUUUAGCUCGCAAGAUGUCAAUCGACUGCGUGCGAUUGCAGAAGGACUGAAAACGAGGUACGAAGCGGUGGACGAAACGUUUCGCACGCUUCCGACCGAGGCGAUGAAGUAUCGAUUUCACGAGAUCAAGAAACUCGAAGACGACCCGUCGCACUUUGACUUUCUGUCGAAUCGACGGCGACGAAGUUUGGUCCAGAUGAAUGUGCUGAAGCCUGAGGACCAAGUGAAGCGACAAGUCUUUCACUUUCAGUGGCUAGCGCGGCAAUAUGUGGUAACAUUUGCUCAGCUGAAAACGGCGAUGCUCGAGAUCAUUGAUCGCGUGCAGAAAGAUGUGGCUGCAUUGGGAGCGCCCUCAAUACCUACGCUUGCUGAUAUCAACGAUGCAGUAGAAGCAGAGUUUGAGGCAAAGACACACCGACCGUUUCCAACUUUCCUUCUCGUGUUGAUUCAGAAAUACCAUUGUGAACGGCGCGACCAAGAUGUGGCAUGGACAUCGCAUUCAGACGAAGCGCCUGUUGACUCCAUCGCACAGUUUUCUCUCUACUUGUCCAGCGUCUUGCUCCAGCCUGCACCGAUGACGGCUGCAGAGCUGCACAGUGCCCAAGUGAUCUUGCAAAUUAUCAAGGCGAAAUACCAGGUCGACUACCACUCCAUGAUCAUUUUGGUGACUAAGGUAGUACAAGCAGACGGCCAUGUGAUGGUGAACACGUCGUGUUGCUCAGAUGUAGAUAAAGAGACGGGCACUUCUAACCGAUCGGUGCGACGUCGCAGCAACGUCCGAGUACUCACGCACAAGACGUUGGGCUCUUUGCUCUAUUCCUUUUUGACGACAGUCCGAGAGUUGCGAUUGGUACCGCGCGAGAAAGAGCUUCUGAAGCGCGGAAUGAAGGCAAAGCAGACAACGGCCGUGGUGCACCAAUAA